AUGGCGAACGAGCAAAAUCUCGCUUCUCUCAAGAAGCGGCGCGCAGUAAUACAACGCUCGUGUACGCGUAUAAAAACGUUUUUAGAUUCGGUUGUUUCCGUCACGCCUACCAUCGCCGCGCAGCUCGAGGAGCGACGAGCAAAAUUAAACAGUAACAUGUCCGAAUAUGAAUCGGUACAGACAGAAAUCGAGUUGCUAGACGAGAGCGAGGAAAAUCAUCGCAUCAAUUUCGAGGAAGCCUUUUUCACUUUAGCGGCGAGAAUGCGAGAACUCGUAACGCCGCGAUCAAUUCCGUCGCGUGCAACAACAAGAUCUCCCUCGAGUGAACUUGAUCUGCCGAGAUGGUCAGCGCAUAUCAGACUUCCGAAAUUAGAUCUUCCGACUUUUUCGGGCAAAUACGAUGAAUGGUCUCCAUUUUUUGACGCGUUUCAAUCAAUUAUACAUUCCAACGAGUCGAUAACUGCCGUACAAAAACUUCAAUAUUUGAAAGGCUGUUUGAAGGAAGACGCGAGUAAAGUCAUUAGUUCCUUGGAGAUUUCCGCUUUGAAUUAUGAAGUGGCCUGGAAUUUAUUAAAAGAACGCUACGAUAACAAGCGCGUUAUCGUGCAAACACACGUUCGAGCGAUCAUGCAAUUGCCGUGCAUGAGCAAAGAAAAUUCCGUUGAACUGCGUCAAAUCGCGGACGGUGCAAUGAGACACGUUCACGCUCUCAAUGCGUUAGGGCGUCCAACGUCUCAGUGGGAUGACCUUCUCAUACUCAUUUUGACCGAUAAAUUAGAUGCACGUACAUCUCGAGAAUGGCAAUCAUCUCUAGACACGCCCGAUCUGCCUACGCUACAACAAUUUAUAAAAUUCCUUACGCGUCAAUGUCAAAUGCUAGAAGCUACCAGUAAGGUCACGCCAAAUACAAAAAAUAACCCGCGUUCUCAAACGAGUCGUCAAAUCGCCUGCGCCGCCGCGACUACUUCAAAGUGCGGUCAUUGUAACGGUGAACACUCGAUAUAUUACUGCAAGGACUUCUUGGCGCUUACAAUUCCGCAACGCGUUUCGGAAAUUCGUAAAAAGAAAAUUUGUGUCAAUUGUUUGCGUUCUACAAGUCAUGCUUCGAACAAAUGCCCUUCCGGCGGUUGCAAGAUAUGCAAAUCAAAACACAAUUCCUUGCUGCAUCUCACAGCAGCUUCCUCAACCGAACACACAAACAGUGAUAAAGAAAAUCGCGAACCACCUGACGCGGCCAAAUCAUCUAAUAUCAUAGCAACGCAUGGCUUAAACGCACGCAGCAAUCAAGGGGUAAUUCUUUCUACUGCACUCAUACAUGCAUACGACAGAACAGGCUCACUCGUACCCUGUCGCGUACUCCUAGACUGCGGAUCGCAAGCAAGUUUCAUUUCGCGGACACAGAUUAAUAGACAGAUAGCCAAUGACCCGGGUAAAGACUAG
Camponotus floridanus (Florida carpenter ant) is the source of this 1440-nucleotide messenger RNA. RefSeq lists its product as uncharacterized. The record is from RefSeq and is a predicted model, not a curated record. NCBI's taxonomy places the organism in Eukaryota, Metazoa, Arthropoda, Insecta, Hymenoptera, Formicidae. Bases 1 to 1440 code for a protein of 479 amino acids. The transcript has a single exon.